This is a messenger RNA of Dentiscutata erythropus, 471 nucleotides long. The record is from the annotation of a GenBank genome assembly. Lineage: Eukaryota; Fungi; Glomeromycota; Glomeromycetes; Diversisporales; Gigasporaceae.
AUGUCAACAACCGAAGUAUCUGUUUUAAUGACAAAUGAUACCCCAAUUACACCGAGCAAUACCUCUCAUACACAGUAUACCUUGUCUCGAGCAGAAUUUUUUCAUGGUUUGGCAAAUCGACUUAUAUAUUCCAGGUUUUAUACCUGGUUAUACUUGGGAAUGGCCUUAUUAAGCGUUGUUUCUAUCAUUCUGUCAUUUACGGAAGAAUGUCAAUCAACUGGGUUUAUUAUUCUUGAGAUAAUAAUCAAUACAGUUAUGAUAGCUGAAGUAGUUACUCGCAUCGUGGCAUUGGGAAAGAAAUAUCAUGCAAUUUGGAAGGUUAAUCAUGAUGUUAAGAAAGUAUGUAAUUUUUACAAAUCUAGAAACGCAACAAUAGAUUUUAGUAAUGUUAGAGAAUCAAAUCCUUCAAUGGAUUUUGAUUCAAUAUCCAAUAAUGCAUUUUUAAUAACUGACGAUGAUGAUGACAUAUAG